This is a messenger RNA of Prosopis cineraria, 726 nucleotides long. RefSeq names its product conglutin delta 3-like. Gene Ontology annotation, molecular function: nutrient reservoir activity. NCBI's taxonomy places the organism in Eukaryota, Viridiplantae, Streptophyta, Magnoliopsida, Fabales, Fabaceae. The record is from RefSeq and is a predicted model, not a curated record. The coding region runs from base 1 to 453 and encodes 150 amino acids. The transcript has a single exon.
AUGGCGAAGCUGGCGAUUCUCCUGGCCGCUUUUCUCUUCCUCACUGUCACCGUCUCCGCCUACACAACCACUGUGACGGCCGUAGAGAUCGAAGAAGAGAACCCCGACUGGUGGAGCCGUGGGCAGGGGAAGUGCACCCAGAAGCUGCAGAAGGCUAACCUGAGGCCGUGUGAACGCUACAUAAAGGAGCAAUGCAGUGGGCAGGAACAGGACGUGAUAGCCUUGCGUGGGAUUCGCACCAAGGGGAAUGAAAAGCUCGAGGAGUGCUGUGAGCAGUUCAGAGAAAUAAACGACCGGAGCUGCCAGUGCCAAGCCUUGAGGAGGAUCAUGCAGAGGCAGGGCUCUGAACUAGAGGGAAGGGAGAUGCGUCAGUUCCUCCGUGAGCUUCAGAGGCUGCCAGAACGGUGCGACAUUGAACUUCCUAGGUGUGAUUUGGGUGGCAUUGAAAUCUAGGUAAGCUCUAACAAUGUUGUCGCUCACCUACGCCUACUAGAAAUUGAGCUAGCGUAUCUAUCUACCUGUAAUAAACUAAGAUCAUCACUAGUGAUCUUUUAGGCAAUGUUGUAAGCCACUAUGCAGGUGACUAUGACUUUGCCAUUGUUUUGUUGAAGCGCCCAUUGUAAUGAGAAUAAAAUCUCUGCUUUCCACAUGACAUUAAAAAAUGCCAAGAAGCGCAAGUACUACUUCAUAACGUUGCACUAAUUACAGUCAACAAAUCUGUAAAAA